AUGGCGUCGUUUAAACGUGUAUUCAGCAGACAUACCUCGCAAGGAGACUCAAACAAUGCUCGCUCAUCGGGGGAAAGGGCUCUUGUCCGGCGACUGGAUAUGUUCCUAUUGACGUUUGGAUGUAUCUCGCAGGUGAUCAAAUACCUCGACCAACAAAAUAUCAACAACGCCUACGUCUCCGGCAUGAAAGAAGACCUCCAUCUCCACGGCAAUGAACUAAAUUAUUUCACAACAACAUUCAACGUCGCCUACUGCAUCAUGCUCAUCCCGUCGCAAAUAAUCCUAACCUACGUCCGCCCCAGCUUUUGGCUCCCAGGCCUCGAAAUCCUCUGGGGAUUCCUAACUGGUCUAAUGGCAAUGACCACCAGGGCGAAACAAGUCUACGUGUUGCGGGUGUUUCUGGGUCUUUGUGAGAGUAGUGCGUGGCCGGGAAUGAUUACUUUGUUUAUGCACUGGUACACGCCCACCGAACUCGCUAAACGAAUGGGCUUCUAUCACUCCUGCCAAGCAGUGGGGCAGAUGCUCUCUGGCGCGCUGCAGGCGGCUAUUACGAAGACACUGGACAAUCAUGCGGGUCUGGCUGGUUGGAGAUGGUUGUUUGUCAUCAAUGCAAUUAUCACUGUUGUAUGGGGCUUCGCGGGUUUCAUUAUGAUCCCCGAUCUACCGAAUAAACCGAACCCGCGAGCCAUCUGGUUUGACAAGACCAUUGACGCAGAACUAUCCAUGCACAGACUAUCCCGGAACGGCCGCGCAGAGCCAAAGCGUAUGUCUUGGGAUGCUGUUAAGCGCACGUUCUCAGGCUGGGUUGUGUAUUUCAUCACGGUACUGUAUUGUGCGUCUGUCCUAGGAACAUACGGAUACAACUACUUCUCGCUGUUCUUGGAAUGGGUCAAGAGGCCGGAUGGAAGUCGUCGCUGGAGCACAGCACAAGUAAACGCGAUUCCCAUCGCCGGCUCAGCGAUCAACGUCGUCUUCGUCUGGUUCUGGGCGCUUUUAUCUGACCUCCUCCGCACACGCUGGACACUUAUCAUAACACAAUGCCUAGUCGCCCUCAUCCCCUGCAUAAUAAUGUCCCUUUGGACCUCUCACCCAACUACCCUCCCGCUUUCAGCAGCGUACACAUCAUAUUUCCUCUCUUACAUCCCACUAGGCACAGCACCGCUAAUCUUCGCUUGGCUAUCGGAUCUCAUCCCGCAGGACCCCGAGAGCCGAGCGCUGAUUGUGGGUGUGAGUGUGGCAGGGUAUUAUGCGAUUUCGGCGUGGUCGCAGGUUCUUGUGUGGCCGGCUGCGCAGGCGCCGGUUUAUAGGGUGGGUUGGGAGAGUGCGGCGGGAUUGGUGGGGGUUGUGGUUAUUAUGACGGGGGUUUUGAGGUGGGUUGAUGGGAGGUAUUUGGAGGGAAGGAGAGUGGCGUUUAGGAUUUGUCGCAAUAUAGUGAAGCACUGUAUUAGUGAUAAUAAGAGGGAUGAAUAG
This is a messenger RNA of Aspergillus ruber CBS 135680, 1470 nucleotides long. Its product is annotated as MFS general substrate transporter. Gene Ontology annotation, molecular function: transmembrane transporter activity. NCBI's taxonomy places the organism in Eukaryota, Fungi, Ascomycota, Eurotiomycetes, Eurotiales, Aspergillaceae. Gene Ontology annotation, cellular component: membrane. The transcript is spliced from 5 exons. The record is from RefSeq and is a predicted model, not a curated record. Bases 1 to 1470 code for a protein of 489 amino acids. Gene Ontology annotation, biological process: transmembrane transport.